This is a messenger RNA of Rotaria socialis, 1071 nucleotides long. The record is from the annotation of a GenBank genome assembly. Lineage: Eukaryota; Metazoa; Rotifera; Eurotatoria; Philodinida; Philodinidae.
AUGUAUCGUUCAUCAACAUCGACUACAAUUUAUGUUGGCAAUAUACAAUCAAUUACCGAUGAUCAAUUACAUGAAUAUUUUCAACGUUUUGGUAAAAUCGAAGCCUGCUAUCAUAAUUGUACACGUGCUGCUGAUGAAUGGCUAAUUGAUUAUCGUUUCAUAAGAUUUUCAUCGGACACAAAUAUGAACAUUAUUUUAACAAACAAAAUAGAUCAUACAAUUGGUCGAAUACGUCUCGAUAUACAUCCCUACGAAGCAGCUUUUCAUGAUGACACACGUUUAGUAUUAGAUAGAAAAAUUUGUAUUGCUCAUACCGACAUAAACCUUAAUCGCAAUCUUAUUAAAAAAGCAUUUACAAGAUUUGGACGUAUAUUGAAUUGCACAUGUGUAUCGUCUGGUAAUGGACUUGAACAUGUUUAUAUUGAAUAUGAAUCGAUUAAUGCAAUAAAACCUAUAGUUACAUCUAAUCAACGUCAUUCUGUUGGUCGAACAACGCUAGCCGUUAAAAAAGCGCUAAGACCUUCAGAGGUUGGAGUAAAACAAGAAUUAAUAUCACACGAUGAAAAUAUUUCGAGAGAACCAACCGUACCAAAACAUUCUUAUUCGGGUCAAAGAUUAAAUUCAAAUGUUGAAACAGCACAAUAUUCAUCGUUAAUUGUUAAUCAUCAUAAUAGAGCUAUUGAAAAUGAACUGCGAACAUCGAAUUUAUCAUCGGAGUCACAACGGAGAUUAUCGGUGUCAUCGAGUAUGCAACAAUCCGAUGAGAAUACUUCAGCUACAAUCAAUAAUAAUGCAUCACAAUUAUGCAGUCAACAACAAUUAAAAGAUUAUGAAAAUGAAUAUGAUUUAAUAAUUCAACAAGAUUCGGAUGAAAUAACCUAUCAAAUUGAUAAAUUUCUUGAAAAUCAAAAACGCUGUUAUAAAGAACUACGUAAAUUUAUUCUCAAUGAAAUUCGUUCUCAAACAAAUUCAUCAUCGAGUGAAGACGAUGAAAUGAACUCCGAUUUAUCUUCGCCCAGAAACGAAAAUCUAAAAAAUUAUCAUAGAAAACAUGUAAAAUCUCAUCAUUAA